Biomphalaria glabrata is the source of this 1778-nucleotide messenger RNA. RefSeq lists its product as uncharacterized. The record is from RefSeq and is a predicted model, not a curated record. The transcript has 5 exons. Lineage: Eukaryota; Metazoa; Mollusca; Gastropoda; Planorbidae. Bases 458 to 1714 code for a protein of 418 amino acids.
GAUUGCUUUAUUGAUCCUUACGGAAAUUUGUUGUGAUUACAAGGACUCGUUUCUCAUAUAAAGACAACACAACAGAAAAAUACACAUAAAUACAACAGACAACAUAAAGAGUUCAUUUAGCGACUACACUCAGGUAUCUUGGUGCAUUUCAUGUUCCCUGAUCAAUGAGUGGCUGUGAUAGAGUCUGACCGAGUGAGGUACGAACGAGUUUUUGUACCUCUCCGUUCUUGUUUUGAUUGACAGCAGUCGCCCACUUCGCGACGACCUGGCGUAGUUCUGAUGGAGCGGGUGGCCGUUGUCUUCCAAGAUUUUUUCGAUUUUUCUUAGGCACGUUUGUUCAAAAAGUUCCUUUAAAUGUGGUAAUGUUAUGUGAGCGUGAUAAAACAUAGUCAAGGCCUUUUCGCUAAUUUUCUUCUAAUUUCAUUUUCGGCUAUUGGAUUCUCGACCUAGAACUGAAAUGACCAUGUCGACUUGGAGAUUUUCACAAGCCGCCAUUUUGGCGACAGUUUGUGUUUUCUUCAUAUCAGGAUUGUCAGUUGGGUCUACAGUUGCUUCUGAUGGUAUAAGUCUGACUUUAUCAACACCCAAAGACGGAAGUGACCAUUGUGGUUAUCUUACGUGUAACCACAGCAGCAAAGCAGAUGUCACAUUCUUUAAUGAACUUAGAAUCUACAACAUUGCCAACAAUGGUUCAACGAUAGCGUCUUUGUCUCAAGGUAAACAUUAUGUUUCUGCUGAAGGUGGAUUUGAUUUGAAAAGAAAAUAUUUAAGAAACUCUCAGGCUAGUCUUCAGCUGUCCAUAACAAAACCAGAAAAUUGCCUCUUCGGACUCUACCUGUGUGUCGUGGACUUCAUCGAUGAGCAUGGAGCUAAACAAACCAACACGGCUGUAGCUGGAGCUGAAGACGGGGGCAGUGUGUCUUGUUCAAAUGAUAGAGUUGUCUUGAAAUCUGAGAAAUCUAUUUUGGACAGCUUGGCGAGAGUUGAGCAGACGAUACUAAAAGAUGAUAAGUUGCUGCAAGAAAAAAUGGACAGAUCGCAGAAUGUAACAACAAAUUUAAUUGAAACGAAAAUGGAAGAAAUUAAUACAAAGUAUGGACAUUUCUCCCAGGUUUUUGAGGAACUUAAUCUGUUGGAGGAUAGAACUAAAGAAUGGACUUUGGCAUUUCGUGGAACUCCUUUCAUUGACAAAGCGGUGUACGAAGCUUACAUUGACGGCACUGGGAUACCUUUUGAUGUUGAGAUCGGCUGUAAAGUUAUCACUUCCUCUCUCCCCUGUUACAAUCAUUACAGAAACAGUUCAAUCCUUGACCACUGGAAAAAUAUAAAAGAGGUCAAGCUGGUAAUCUAUCAGAACAAUGUCCAGGUCCAUUACAUUAUUUUUAACGGUCAAGGUUCUAACUACUUGAACUGGUUUUCCCAAAGAAGAGUCCUAAGUUCUUCCUGGACGGACAUCAAAUGGAAAACCACAAAUUAUUUCAGCAUCGAAGGCUUAGCUAGUCACGGGAGAAGAUUCUAUAUCAACCAUGUUUUCCCAGGAGGAUGCCAUCUAGAUAUCGGCUGGUUCUCCGCCUUUGAUUCAUCCCCUAACAGAUGCCCAUACCACACAAGUGCUUCUUAUCCACUGAUGAAAUUUGCGAAAGGAAGCGAAGCAGACGUCUGGCAAGGGCCGAAUUUCGGUGUAGCAGACUUUUUCGCCAUAUUUGUAAAAUAAACGACAUAUGUUACUGCAUGGCAUGUUCAGAUUUUGAAAUAAAGGUUUUCAAUAUAAAUAUUCA